UUUAUCAGAUAUUCCAUAAAAAAAUCUUCUUCUCACUCUAAAAAGUUGAAAACUUGAAUCAGAGACAGACUGCUCCCAUCACUGAACCACCCACACAGCACAAAGAUUCUAUGUCAUCGUGUAAGUGCGAAGAUCAUCAUCAUCAAUGUCACCCUUCAAGUGAAAAAGACAUGCCUUUUUCCUCCAAGACCCCAAAGCUAUGAAACAAUGCCGCUGAUGAUCAGUGAAAUGUCACUAGCCAUCUUCUUCGCUUUCAUCCUCUCCCUUCUCUUACCAACCUCAAAUGCCUUGCUUGUUUCCAAAUUUGAAACAAACAACACAUUUACACACACAUUUACACCUUCAACUCCCUGCAACCCAAUACAAAGCAGUAGAAGCAAGAAAUUGGAGACUGCCAAUGUCCUUAUCACAGGAAACUCAACCAUUUCAAGCCCAAACAAGACAUUCAAUCUGGGUUUCGUUAACCCAGGUGGGAAACCCAAUUGGUACUUGGCCAUUUCGUAUGCUUCAAUUCCAACACCACCAAUAGUUUGGGUAGCAAAUCGUGAAAAACCCAUUACCAAUCUCACCUCUACAAGGCUAGAAAUCACCGCGGAAGGCAAACUGGCCAUCAUUGCAUUACCGGGUUCAACGAUUUGGCAAAGCACAAACACAGAGGAAGCCAGACGGUUGCUCCUUCAAGAGAAUGGAAAUCUUGUUCUUUUAUCGGCCGAAGGGUUGAUUAUUUGGCAAAGUUUCGAUUUUCCAACAGAUACAUGGCUGCCAGGCAUGAAUAUUACAAGUGAAAGAUCUCUAAUUUCAUGGAGGAGCAUAAACGAUCCGUCGCCUGGUUUAUUCUCUUUGAGGAUAAACCCGCUAGGGUUUAAUGAAUUUGAGCUUGUUUAUAAUAAGAGUGCCAAGUAUUGGAGUACAGGUAAUUGGACUGGUGAUGCAUUCGAUGGUGUACCUGAAAUGACUAUUCCUUACAUUUAUAAGUUCCAUUUUUCGGAUCCUUUUACGCCAAGUGCAUCCUUUUGGUACACAGAGAGGGAAUUAGAUGGUGGUUUAAGGCCACCACUGACUAGGUUUCAAGUUGAUGUUAUUGGGCAGUUGAAGCAGUACACUUGGACUCAGCAGAAUGAGUAUUGGAACAUGUUUUGGUCACAGCCAGACAAUAAGUGCAGAGUUUAUGGAUUAUGUGGGAAUUUGGGUGUUUGUAAUAGCACAUUGUUAAAGCCUUGCGUUUGUGUUUCUGGGUUCAUUCCUGUUAGUGAUAAUGAUUGGGAGUCUGAGGAUUAUACUGGUGGUUGUGUCAGAGAGAGUAGGCAUUUGUGUGAAGAGAGUGAUGGGUUUAUGGAGGUUGGUGUUGUGAGAUUUGAGGGAGCGGCUAUGGUGUCUUUUGCGGGGACUAGGAAUGUUUGUGAGAGGACUUGUUUGAGUAAUUGUUCAUGUAUCGGUUUGUUUCACGAUGGUAAGACAAACUUGUGCAAGAAUCUAUAUGGAUCUUUGUUGAAUUUGAGAAAUUCCAGUUCUGAUAGUACUUUUCAAGAUGUGUUAUAUGUCAGGGUGCCGAAGGAGGGGAUUGUGAGGAAGGGUGUGUCGAAAUCUGUGCUUUUGAUUGGUAGCAUUGGUGGGUCAGUUGUGCUUUUGGGGUUGGUGGCAGGGAUGCUGCUGAUUUUGAGAAAGAGAAGAAAGAACGGCAAGGGUGUGGAAGGAGAUGGUGUGUUUCCAGGGUUGAAUUUGAAAGUGUUUACUUAUAAAGAGCUUUGUGCUGCAACUCGAGGCUUCUCGGAUAAACUUGGACAUGGUGGAUUUGGGGCAGUGUUUCAGGGCGAGUUGUUGGAUUCUACUCUUGUUGCUGUGAAACGCCUUGAAAGGCCAGGCAGUGGAGAGAAAGAGUUCAGGGCAGAGGUGUGUACUAUUGGAAACAUUCAGCAUAUCAAUCUUGUCAGGCUUAGAGGAUUUUGCUCAGAGAGUUCUCACAGGCUUUUAAUUUAUGAUUACAUGCCAAAUGGCCCUUUGAGUGCGUAUCUGCGACGAGAUGGUCUGAAUUUGAUCUGGGAUGUUAGAUUUCGUGUAGCAGUUGGUACUGCUAGAGGAAUUGCAUAUUUACACGAGGAAUGUAGAGAUUGUAUUAUCCAUUGUGAUAUCAAGCCAGAAAACAUCCUUUUGGAUAGUGAUUACACAGCUAAGGUAUCUGAUUUUGGCUUAGCAAAGCUUAUAGGUCGCGACUUCAGUAGAGUAUUAGCUACCAUGAGAGGCACCUGGGGCUAUGUUGCACCAGAAUGGAUAUCUGGUGUGGCAAUUACCACGAAAGCAGAUGUUUAUAGCUACGGAAUGACAUUGUUGGAAUUGCUUGGAGGCCGUAGAAAUGUAGAGGCACCGCCAUCUGCUCGUGGUGCUGGUGGCAGGGAGGGUGAGAAGGCAGAGAAAUGGUUUUUCCCUCCAUAUGCUGCACAGAAAAUAAUCGAAGGCAAUGUGGCAGCAGUGGUGGAUGAUAGGCUAGGCAGCGCAUAUGACAUUGAGGAAGCUCAGCGUGUUGCAUCGGUUGCCGUUUGGUGUAUACAGGAUAACGAGGAAAUGAGGCCUACAAUGGGAAUGGUAGUGAAAAUGCUAGAAGGGGUGGUCGAAGUGACCACUCCUCCACCACCAAAAUUGUUACAAGCACUGGUCUCCGGGGAGUCUUAUCAUGGUGUUCAGAUAGAUUCUGGUAAGGGAGUAUCUAUUGGUGGUGAUUGUUGUGGUGAUAAUGCAGGGGUAUAUAGUUCUGGUUCGCCUUCAUCUCUUGGUAAUGCCUCUUCACCAGCCAAAUGAAAAUGUGAAAGUUAACUGACAAGCGUCCUGGAGAUUGGUGGGUAGCUGAGGAAAAACUAAUUCCCCCCCCCCCCCCCCUUUUUUUGGCUUUCAUUUUAUGUGAAUUGUAGCCUUGUACGGUAUCAGAAAUGUAAAUGGAAUUGCUUGUUGCUCAAAUUUUCAAGGAUGUCAAGCUCUUCAAGAUUC
Molecule: messenger RNA, 2979 nt
Organism: Populus nigra (black poplar)
Lineage: Eukaryota; Viridiplantae; Streptophyta; Magnoliopsida; Malpighiales; Salicaceae
Product: G-type lectin S-receptor-like serine/threonine-protein kinase SD2-2
Exons: 1
Coding region: 208-2793 (861 amino acids)
Biological process (GO): protein phosphorylation; recognition of pollen
Molecular function (GO): ATP binding; protein serine/threonine kinase activity
Source: RefSeq, a predicted model, not a curated record